Molecule: messenger RNA, 2553 nt
Organism: Durusdinium trenchii
Lineage: Eukaryota; Dinophyceae; Suessiales; Symbiodiniaceae
Source: the annotation of a GenBank genome assembly
AUGGCUCCCCAAAAGUACAGUGAAGCUGUAAUCGCCCGUUUUUCUCACUCCCGGUUGCUGGAGGCGUGCGAGGAAUGGGGUCUUUCCUAUGAUACCAGCCUGCUGGUUUCAGAGAACCGCGCUCGCCUGGCACGUCGAAUUGUAGACGGUGACGUCGUUUGUAAGAAGCAGGAUCUCUCGGAAGUUUCAGGACGAGCAUGCGCAGCCAGCGAGGCUGAUGCUUCUGCACCUUUGCCACCGCCUUCCACUCCUCCACCAGACUCGUUUCUCUGUAGCGGGUGCAACUUGGAUAUCCCCAACAGUGACCGCAGUUGCUUACCUAAAUACUGCAAGCAAUGCUUUGAACACGAGCUUGCUGAGCUGUUGAAGCCCCAGUCGAGCUCCAAUGCAGAGGGUGUAGCAGAUGGGAACGCAAACUCUGGGUCUGGAAGUGGGGCAAUUUUACAAUCUCUGGCCGCUGUGGCCGAGGACUUUUCUGUAGAUGCACGGAAUGUUGUGUGUGUGCAGUGCUCGCGCCCAGUGACGUCAGAGAACAAAUCUCCAGUUCCUGAAUGCUGCUUUGAAUGUUGGCAAAAGCAAGAGAAAUUGGAGGAGGAGAUUCUUGACGCCAAGCCUGGCGUCGAUGAGAAAAGGAUUGCAGAGGAAGGCAAGAAUGAUGAUAUUUUGCAUGUUGCCAACGACCAGAGAAGGUGGGAGAUGUACGGCGCACUGGCUACCAUGAUACACCGCGGGGACGAUGGCUGUGGAAGUGCGUAUGCAGUUUCCAUCCGUGCAGAUCUCCAACCUCUCAAGAUCAACAGGAACAAGUUGGGAUCGAUACUCAAAUUGCUGCAGACCGAAGGCACUUUGCCCAGACAAGUCCCCUUGAAUUUUCGUACAGGAAGAAGCCAGGGGCACAGCUUGUCGGAUGCGGAGAAGCGUGUCUUCCUGCAGUUCAUCCAGUGGCAUGCAACUCAUGGCAACGCCUUGUCUGUUGAAACUUGCAGACGGGCGCUGUGCUUCAUGGCAAUGGAAAAGAGUGGUGUUCUGGAUGAUGCGCUAGGUGAUCCUGCUUCCUUAGAGAUGGACGACUUUGAUGUUCCAAGCCGUUGGGAGACCUUUCGACAGUGGGUCAAGGCGACGCAGCCGAAAAGUGAGUGGCUGACAGUUGCGAAACUCAAAGCCCGCUCACCGGUAGAAGCAACAGCUUGCAAUGCAGAGACGAUCACGAAGACUUACAACGAGUGGGAAGCACUCCUGAGAGAGUUGGGAAUUUCCGAUUGUGACGGUAGAAUCAAAGCUGACCAAGCCCAUAGAGUGAUUGUGGUGGACGAGAAAGGCUUUUCGCAGAGGGCUGACAAUCUCUCGAAAGGAGUCAUUAGCAACAGCUUGAAGAACAAAGCCUCCACAAUGACUUCGACAGCCACUUGGGAACACAUUACUUGCACUUCCUGGCUUCCCUUGGCCCCGCUUCCUUCAAAGGUGGUCCUACCGUGUGGAAUUGUGGUGCCAACAAAAGGCACAAACGAUACCAUGAAACAAAUUUGGCCAGAAGCUUGCAUUGAGGGCAACAGUGGAGGAUCCAGCACUAGCUCUAUUUUUUGUCUUUUCCUUCUCAAGUGCCUCAUUGAGCCCAUGAGAAAAGUUGAAGAGAAAGAAAUCCUGCUCAUCAUGGACUCAGGCGGGGGUGCAUAUAUGCACCUCUCGUGGCAAUUCCUGUCCCUGUGCGAGACGCAUCGCAUACGGCCGUACAUGCUGAGAGGUUAUUUGACCCGGGCUUUGUGCGCUCUUGACCAAGAGCCACAUGCUUGCAUGGCUCGGCUUUGGUCCGCCUUCAAAGGCAAGUGGAAGAACAACUUGAAUAUGUACCAGGCCCUUCAAGCAAUCAGAGAGAUCACCCAAGAGUCUCUGACAGAGCAAAGGGCUGCUGCUGGGUGGGCAAGGGUGGGUCUGAAAGCUGGAAGGUCUAUAGACAGAGAUGUCGUUUUGGUUGAACGAUACAGCGAGGUGAUCCAAAGCUACAAAUACGCCGAGAAGCCGCAGACGCCCCUGAUGCAAGUCAUUGAGAAGUGCUCACCUAGCAAGUCCCGCUGUAAGGCGUGCCAGGUCUGGGUCUUGGCAACAAGCAAGUAUUGUCAAAACUGUUCCAUUCCCAAUGAAAAUUUCGAGAAGGGUACCUAUGAGGUGCACCGUGAUGGCAAAAGGUCAGGGUGGAAGAGUGCUUCAGAGGUGGAGGUACCCGAGGGCGAUACAAGUUUCAGCCGUGAAGCAGUGACAGAUUUGUUGGCAGAACUGCGCUCUAGGACCAAAAAACAAAAGACCUCUGAUUCAGCAACGCUUCCGCCUUCCAAAGAACCUGAAAGCGGCGCAGCUGCUGCCAGUGGGAAGGAACCGUCGGCUGAGGUCAAUGAAAGUGACCAGGAAUGGGAUUUGAACACAUGCGAUGGCUGUGUGCACUAUUUGGCUUCUCUUUUUCCAAGGAGAGGCGAGAGCGUGUGCGGCCAGUGGCAGAUUUCUUUGUGCGAGAGCAUUUACAGCCCCAAGUCAGGAAGUCAAUGCCGCUCUACAAGAUAA